GGCGCUGGGCGUGGCCUAGAGGAGACGCCGACCCGGAAGUGUGCGCUGGGCGCGGCCUGAGAGCGUUUCCGGCAGCUGAGGAGAGCGGAGCGUCGCGCUAGGCCCAGGCCGGAGCCUCCGGAGCUAUGUGAGGAGGAGAGAGGCGGCUCAUCCCCGGCAGAAACCCGAGCAGCAGACAAGAUGGACAGCAACAGCUUCAUCCAGUUCGAUGUGCCAGAGUACAGCAGCACAGUCCUGAGCCAGCUGAAUGAACUGCGUCUGCAAGGGAAGCUGUGUGACAUCAUCGUCCACAUUCAGGGCCAGCCGUUCCGCGCACACAAGGCAGUCCUCGCUGCCAGCUCCCCGUACUUCCGCGACCACUCGGCACUAAGCACCAUGAGUGGCUUAUCCAUAUCGGUCAUCAAAAACCCCAACGUCUUUGAACAACUGCUGUCGUUCUGCUACACUGGAAGAAUGUCCGUACAGCUCAAGGAUGUCGUCAGCUUCCUAACGGCGGCCAGCUUUCUGCAAAUGCAGUGCGUCAUCGACAAGUGCACUCACAUCCUGGAGAGCAUCCACUCAAAAAUCAACGUGGUAGGAGCCGGUGGAGAAGAGAGCCAGAUCAACCACAACGGAGUCAAAGACGACAGUUACUUCGCCAACCCGGUAGAUAUAUCUCCCCCUUACAGCGGGCAGGUGCGGCAGUCGAUCAUAGGCAAUGACUUAAAGCUAGAUGGGAUCGCUAACAAAGGCGCAAGGAGCCGUCCUCAGGAAGAGGGUCAGUCGGACAGAGGCAGUAGCGGUAGCAUUUCAGAACACGAAAUUCAGGUAGAAGGAGAUCCGGAACACGGUGACGUGGUGCGGGAGAGCCAGUCUGCUGAAGUCAAAGUAAAGGCGGAAAAAUCCGAUCGGCCAAGUUGCUCAGACAGCUCCUCGUUGGGUGAUGAUGGUUACCACACUGAAUUAGUUGACGGUGAACAAGUGGUGACGGUGAAUGUAGGCACCUACGGGUCUGUAUUGCAACAUGCGUAUUCAUAUUCUCAAGCUGCUUCCCAAACUACCAACCUCUCUGAGCCGUACAGUAGCAUAAGCACCUCCAGCCCUUCCAGGUCCAUGCUUAGCUGCUACCGAGGUGGCCGGGCGCGGCCGAAGAGAUCGCCGGCGCUAACCGCCGAGGUUCACAACGUCAUUCAGAGCCCUGAAAACGAAACGGUGGUGAGUGCGCCAAGUUACGAGAGCAGCCCCCGGGAGAGGAGCACGCGGGGUUACUGGCAUCCCUACAGCGAGAGGCUCAUCUGCAUCUACUGCGGCAAGACCUUCAACCAAAAAGGGAGCCUGGACCGCCACAUGCGGCUACACAUGGGAAUCACGCCGUUCGUGUGCCGGUUCUGCGGGAAGAAAUACACGCGCAAAGACCAGCUGGAAUACCACAUCCGGGGGCAUACGGAUGACAAGCCUUUCCGCUGCGAAGUGUGCGGCAAGUGCUUCCCUUUCCAGGGCACCCUGAAUCAGCAUUUACGAAAAAACCACCCCGGCGUGGCGGAGGUGAGGAGCCGGAUAGAAUCGCCGGAAAGAACAGAGGGCUACGUAGACCAAAACGACGCUUCGGGGUCAGAAGUGAACCUGGACUCCAAUAUUGAAAUUCACACAGUGGCGACCACGCCCGAAUAACACCUAGGUGCCGCGGCACACUGUACAAAGCACACGGAAACGUUAAUGCCUAUUUUUACUACUUACUGCUUAUUUGGUAAUCUCUCUUUAGUACAGCAGAAGCCGCUCCCUGAUGCUUUGUUUUGUGGGAAUGCUUCUUGCUAAUACAAAGACUUUAUAAAAUAUCUGGAUGAUACACUAAAUGUACUUGUUUUACAUCGGGGUUCUUUUUUUUUUUUUUUUUUUAUAUAUAUCAUUUUGUCCUGUUUUUAUUGCUUUUUUUAAAGGAGACAGGGUACAGUUGCACUCCUGAAGAAGCAUAUAUAUAUCUAGAGGCAAAAAGUGAGGGUUCCUGGGUUUUUUAUUUGGUCAUUUGGUGAAUGAUUGUUUUUAUCGUAAUGAAAGUGUUUAUUAAAUGAGAAAUUCUAUCUAUCUCUAUGGUUUAUGAAUAGCUGUGCUGUAAGGGUAGACGUAGAGGCAGUGUCUGGCCGUCUACUGUCAUUUCUACACUUCCAAAUAUACAGGUUACUUGCAGUAUUAGUGCAUAUGGACGGGAUUCAGUAGGUUAUAUGGCUGAGCAACACCAAAUACUGCUGGACCUAUUCCGGUCACUUCUGUGGUGUUACAGCUCCGCCUGGCAGGAACCCAUAUUGUGCAGGUUGUGCUAAAAUGUGUGAUAUCACCAUUCAACACAUAACCGAUACAGUUUCACCAUUAUAUAAAGCCACCAAAGCAAAUAGAUCUUUUUGGUGCAUAAAUUGUGAACUUGGGGGUCGAUUCAAUUCGGCAACUUAUGAAUAGCGCCGGGAAUUAGCUCCCGACGCUAUUCAAUUCAGCUCCAGUUAAGUCUGCGAUGGCCCGUUCUCGCCGACUAAACAGGUUGAAUUGUCGGGAGAACGAGCAUUCUCCGACUUAACUCCCCGGCGCGAGGCUGAUUCCCGACAGAAUCAGCCUCGCGCCGGCCGCGAGGCAGCACUUUUGUCGGGUUUCUUCUCUCAUCCCCCGGGGAUGAGAGAAGAAUUCCCGACAAUUGCGGGUAACUAGCAGCUGAAUUGAAUAGCGUCGGGCGCUAUUCAUAAGUUGACGAAUUGAAUCAACCCCUUGGAGUCUUGCAUCAUCUGUAAGGACGUUGCUAUGUGACCCAUUCGUGAACGCCUAUAGCUAAAUCAGGAAUUGUGAUCAUGUUUUUAGAAUAUCGGUCCUCCACCCCACUCCCCACCCUUGUUGGCCAAACUGCCUUGUAAAGGAUGAAAGUGCGGUGCUGUCACUGGUCAUAAUGACAGCUGUUCAUAAUCAUAUAAAGUUAUAUUGUGUAGAGAAACGAAUGUACGAUUGAAGUCUGAACUUCAAACGCUCGGCAGUAACCGGGGCCCUAUUUGAGGGGAUUGUCUUUAUUUCCUGUGAAGUGAGCUCUUCGCAGUCUGCCUCUCGUCACACAGCGCGAUUCACAUGCCAAACGUCUAAUUGGAUGUUGCUGAAAAUGUUUCGUUCUGUCGCCGGCAGGCCGAGCUGCGGUUUGUGGUGCUGAAUUAUAAUGUUUUGGGUUGUUUUUUUUUUAGUUCUACGUUUGUUCCUGGCUACAUUACAUUUAUACUGUACAGAUACUACUUUUUGCCAAGCUACCGGAUUAUUACACUGCAGGCUGGGAUAGGGUCCAUAAGGGGCAACAUGUUUUGCCAGAGGCAGGGCAAUUCUCCCGGUGUCCAUCCGUCCGCCAUAUACUACUCCAUAGGCCCAAGCCACUUGUUGGGCGUAGUUUUGUUUUGUUCAGUGACACGUGUAAUGGUUAUGGAAAGCAGAGAACGCCCGGUUAGGGGAAUUAAAUCCCCCAUACGUGUUCUCUACUGGUCUCCUCCAAGAUUUGACCCUCAGUCCUCCUGUUGUGUUUUCUUGUGUCCAUAGCUUUCUGCUACUAGGGGGAUUCCGAAUAUUAUGACGAUGAUGCAGCAGAAAUGUUUAAAAAAGUAAAAUAAAAUUGAAUUGUAGUUUUUUUUCUUUAGUUUUUUUUUUUAGAAUUGCUCCAUAACUCGCCCCACGAGGAAUUUAGUGGUUGUGUAUUAAACACAAUUAGGAAGGAAUCUCUCUUCCCCUGUACUAUCAAGCUGCAGCACAAACGUCACGCAGGGUCUUCUCACACUACACGUACGGCGCACUACACACAAUGCAACGGCUGCUGUUAUAGGCUGAAAUAAUGUGCGUGCAAUCGCUAAACACGGACCCCACAGCCAGGGUUUUAGUCUGACGGCAGCCUGUAGCCGAGGGAGCCAAAGCAUUUUGUUUUUUAAAACACUAAGAGUGUGAAAUCCCUGCUAUGUGUCACAUCGGUGCCGUCUCUCCCCUUGCGGUGUUUAUCCGUGUGACUGUCCACUGUACGGAUAGCAGCAGGGGUCAUUUCUCCUCCUCUCACUUCCAUGGACUGUACCCUUUAUGAAUAGACACUAGAGUAGUACUCACACGCACGGCCCUGAGUGCUGGUCUUUCCUGCGGUUUGGACACAUGGAACCUCCUCUGCUAAUACGCCAAUGCUUUCCGAGAGAGAACGCGCCUGUAAUCCUGCGAACGUCUCUCCUAGGGUGCCGCUUACUGAUCUAACCUUUACAGCUGUGUAUUUAUACAAAUGUGAAAACUGCUGGAAUCAGCGUUUUUUUUCUUCUUUAACUCCAGAUAAACCUCGUAGGUCUUACUGUAUAUCCCGUGUGUUCCUGUCUCCGCAAAUGAGCCUCUCUGUGCAGUGACAUCCCACAGGCCGUAGCGUAACAGCGGGAGGUCCGUCAUGCAUUGACAGACGUACGCAGCUGCGUGGCCACACAUAGAACCUCUAGUUACACAAUGGCUUUCCUGCGAGAACUUUUAUCCUACCCAUUCCUUGAGCCAGCUGUUGUAAGAAAGGUAUUUAAGCCAUAAUGCAGAACUGUUUGUUACUUAGUGAUACGUUAUUUUCUCCUGAAGCUUCUCUGUGCACAAGGUUUCCUCUUCCUCUCCCCCUGGUGUUACAUUGACGGCAGAUAAGAACCACUUUGGCCCAUCUGGUCUGCCCUUUUUUCAUUUCUCUUUUUGGCAACUGCAGCCCUGUUUGUUCCUUGGGUCUUUGGGAGGAUAUCCUUAUGCCUGUUCCAACAGAGUUUAAAUUGCUGUACUGUAUUAGCCUCUACCACCUCUGACGGUAGGCUGUUCCGCUUAUCCACUACCCUCUCUGUGAAGCCAUUUUUCCUCAGAUUCCCUCUGAACCUACCUCCCCACGGCGUCUGCGCAUAUCCACGUGUGCUCGGCUCCAGCCCUGCACUGACUGGCUAUUUCUACGGGGACUGCAGCGUAACCUCACCACAACUAUAAUACAGUAACAGCAUAGUUACCCCGUCAGUGAUGUGUGUGACUUGUUACACCUGCGGUAGCUCCGGUGUAUAGUAAAUGUGGCGGCUGACUCUCGCAGAUAGAUCAUAUUGUGCCUUGCCACGGUAGGGUUUUCAGUUUAAGGUGCAACCGCGGAGUAGGGCGCAGCGGAUUCAUUACUCGACCUAUUAAUUUCCUGAGAGCCGGUAAUCAUUUCUAGCUUAUAAAUGAAUAGGCGUUCUUACAGCAGUACGGUCAUCUGCCGAGCGUAACAACCGGACCUUCCGGCGCACAAAUCAUUCUGUCCAGUAAUACGUUGCUGCACCACUGUUACACCUACGACACAAUAAGCGCACACCCCGCGCCCUUUUCCAGCCGCCAGACCCCCUCAAGCCUCACCUCAAGCUACUUUACAUUUAAAGAAAUGUGAAAUAAUACUUUUUUUAGUUUUUUCCUUUUCGUGUCUUAAAACAAAUAGACAUAUUUAACCUGUAAUGACAGACUGUGAAAUCAGACGUUUAUGCUCUUCUCGUUAUAUAGUUUGUUAGUUUCUAAUGUUCCUGAACGCUGCGAUAUUCUGCAUCGUGCGGCGGCGGCUUUGUGUAUAGGUAUACGGACUGUUUUGUAAAUACACUAUCCGUGGUAUUCCAGUUCCGAACCUCCGGUCUCCGUUGCACUCCCACCCAUGCGGAUUACACGCAACAAGUCACCUCCGCAGCAAAAGCCGCUCAAUGCCAAAUCCCAGAUUUAGUUAUUUGUUUUUUAAAAGGUGUGGCUAAUUUGUAACGCAGGAAGAAACACCCAAACCAAGGGCUGCGGAUAAUGCUAUAUCACACGAGCUUUACUUAAAGACAUAUUUAAUUCCUUUUUUUUUUUCUUUUCAUUUUUAUAAAUAUAUAUAUAUAUAGACUGUGAUAUAGUUAGUGUCAUUAUUUUAAGGGUUUUCUCAAAACAGAACCCACCGAAAGGGACUCAAAUAUGCAACCCCUAAUCUAUUUUCUAAGGGAACCUUCCCCUUUUAAUGGUGCUUUUUUGACUGGUCAGGAUUAUUUAUUAAAUUUUAUAUAUAAUAAAAAAAAAGUAUUUGGAGAUUUUACUUGUGUGUAAAUUCUUUAUAUAAUGUCAGUUGAUAAAAACCAUAUAUUUCAUAUAACUAAGAGAGUGAACAGCGAUGUUCCGUAUCAAGUCAUUCAGAAUGUUGGAUAUUUGGACCGUUUGGGGAGAAGACGUAAUUAUGGGGCUGUUCCUGUGAAUUAUAACCGAUGCUGGCGUGGUCUCCAGGCUGCGUUCCUGUCCUUUAGGCACGAUGAGCAGAUAGUCCGCAGAGGGGUCGCCAGGAUUGGCCUCGUAUAAUAAGGGAUCACACACCACGUACUGUGCGUAUACAUAUUAUAUGUAUGAUGUUACUGUUGUAUUGUGACUAUAUAAAGGCAACCGCUUCUAUAUAAGUCACAUGAAUCUAUAUGUUACACAGGCGGUGCGUUAUUCCUUACAAUGUGCAUUUAUGUCACAAUGUAUUGGUUUGCGCCUACUUUAAAGAGCUCUGAUUGGAUAGUUAAACAUGGCCAGCGUAUGCUAUAAACUUGUCUUAUAUGGAUAAUGAAGUGAUUCUGAAAGUGAAGACUUUUAUUCUGGUGGAUUAGGGUGACGUGGGUAUUGUUUGCAGAUGGCGUCAGCACAGCAAUCCAGAUCUGUGAUACUGAGCGAUACGGAAACGGUCAUUAUAUGAUAUAAAUUGUACAACAGGGCUCCUGUAAUGUGAUGGGGGAUAUUGCAUCGUUAGAGGGUCUCUCCCCGGGGGUCAAUAAAUAUGCAAAUCUUCUGAAUGACGUCCGUGUUAUUAGCGCCUCCGGGGCCAGCGUACAGGCCGGUACCAGGAGGCGCUAACUUGCAAUAUAAACCAGUAACCUCACACCUCCACACUUCUGUAUGAAGUAUCUCAAGCUCGCUACGAAAUAUGCUGUAACAACUAAUAACUUGCCAUUAAGGAUUAUUUUAUAGCAUGACUUUUAAAAUAUUUAUUCAAAUGAUAUUUUACUCUUGUAUUUUUAUUUUUAAGAUUUGUGAUA
Molecule: messenger RNA, 7028 nt
Organism: Pseudophryne corroboree (corroboree frog)
Lineage: Eukaryota; Metazoa; Chordata; Amphibia; Anura; Myobatrachidae
Gene: ZBTB34
Product: zinc finger and BTB domain containing 34
Exons: 2
Coding region: 181-1650 (489 amino acids)
Biological process (GO): regulation of transcription by RNA polymerase II
Molecular function (GO): DNA-binding transcription factor activity, RNA polymerase II-specific; protein binding; RNA polymerase II cis-regulatory region sequence-specific DNA binding
Source: RefSeq, a predicted model, not a curated record